This is a messenger RNA of Peronospora farinosa, 3801 nucleotides long. NCBI's taxonomy places the organism in Eukaryota, Oomycota, Peronosporomycetes, Peronosporales, Peronosporaceae. The record is from the annotation of a GenBank genome assembly.
AUGCGACGGAUGGAAAUAGUCAGUCAACACAUGGAGGAGGCUAAUUACGUGUACGCGUUUGUGCGUACGGCUCACAUGCAGCUAUUUCGACUCUACUUGGAGCACUUGAACGAGAUUGUAGAUCGACAUUCCAUUGAAGACCUUACCAUGUCACAUGAGAGUUUUCUACAAGAGUCAGAAGGUCGGAAGUUCGCACCGCUGUGUUUUACACAAGUGUGUCUCCCUAUCAUCCGGUUGUUGUACUUGUUGGGUAAGAAAUUCAAAGAUUUUAUCUACGAAGACACUUUUCAGGAGACUGUGCUCAAGGUUGAUACGUUGACAUCAAAGUGGAUUGAUGAAUGUCAAGGCGAACAUUCUGUACUUGACUCGACGCUGUGUUUUCAGACCAUGAGAGACGAAAUCAAACGACUUUACAAGAUGCUUCGACGUGGCGAGCGCGACAUUCAAGCAGGUGCAGCAUUGAGAAAGGCAGGAAAACAGAUACAUGGACCAGAUCCCGAACCAUGGGACGUGUUAGAAGUGGGCAUACCUGGGAGAGCUGUGUUGAAGGACGGAAGUGUCGGUCCGCGCCACGACAACGAUCGUGCAGAUAUAGCAGACAUUCAACUACUACCUACGACAGAAGAAUGCUUAUCUCGUGAACCACCGCUGCUACCUGGAAACUUCCCAUUUCACAAUAAUGCUCAUUGGUUGCCCCCUGGACCAGAACGCUGGCUGGAUAACCAAGGCAAUCUUGCUGCUGGUCGUUUGAGAGAUGCUAAUGUGGAUUAUAACGUGUAUUCGAUCGUUGAAAUUGAUAUGCCGCUAAAACAUACAUUUCGUCGAGACGAGCGCGGCGAUAGUCCUCGUUUUUUCGAGCGUCAUGGGCUUUGCGUUGACGUACGAUUGAAGCAACCGUCCGUAGCAGACCUAACAGGGCGGGCUGAGCUUUCGGAGCAGCAAAGUCGAAAGCACUUAUGGGAGAAGACGGGUCGACUUCCGUUUCAUGGAAUGGUUGCGCUAGUCACAUAUAUGGAUGGUAAGCUGCAAAUGGUCUUUUGUCAGAUUGUUGAACGUGAUCUAGAGCGUCUCGUGGAGGAUGUAGUGGAGGUAGCUUUGCAACCAUUCGAAACCCGAGACUUCGCGGUUCUCGCACAAUGGCGACUUUCGGCAUCUUUAAAGUCAAAUCAAGAGCGAAAUCGCCUGCGUAUGCUGCUGUUGGAGUUCAACAACGUUUUCUUGGUUGCUUACGAGCCAGUCCUUCGUACGCUUCAAUCAAUACAUCCAGCCAUCAUGCCAUUUCUGGAAUAUCUAGCACCAGAGACUCCACAGACGCCGGGAGAAAGUCGAAUGGAACCUCCAAUAUACUGCCUUGCAGAUGAAUUUUCUUUUGAUCUCAGCUCGGUGAUACGAACCUACCCAGGUACAGUGAAUGGUGGUCCGUCCCAAUUACUGCUACGUCCAGAUCAACAAAACUCUCGCGAGGAGUGUGAGGCUGCGUUAGUGCGCUACUCGACAUUGGAGCAUGACCAGGCAAAAGCGCUGGUUCAUGCGCUGAGUAGCCGCGUAGCGUGCAUUCAAGGACUUCCUGGUAGUGGCAAGUCGUUUAUUGGCUCAAUGCUUACACGGAUUAUUGUGGAGGCAAAAGUUUCGCCUGUGCUGGUCGUAUGCUACACAAAUCACGCACUCGAUCAGUUCUUGUGUCAUCUGCUGGAUGUUGGUAUUACGCGUCUUGUGCGUAUCGGAGGACAAUGCAAGGAGCCCCGCUUGGAAAAAUUCAACCUGAACAGUCUCCCUAAGUCAGUCCAGCGUUACGAGCUAAAACUGCUCUACGAGGAGCUUGAUCGAAAUGCAGAUGCUAUCGCUUCAAUACUUGAAGAGCUAAAUGCAAAAACUCGCCGUCCUACAUGGCAGUCCUUAAAAUGGUUUCUGGAAACCAACUAUCCAGACAUAUACGAUUACUUUGCUGAGCGCUACGCCGAAUUGUACGAGGAUGACGACGGUAACUGGGAAGUUGCCGGCUGCCACGAUAUAUUAGACUACUGGAUCCGGGGGAACGAUAUUGAUGCACCCCAAAGCAUUUGGCAAUACCGAGGUCACGGUCCAAAUAUUUGGAUGUGGAGCCUUGCAAGACGUCGCGAUGCACUAACAGAGUGGGUUAAUGCAACUCGGAGCGCGUCUAUAGAAGAGCUUGUACGAGCUCAAGAGACCUACCUGAGCACUAUGAAGAAAAUCAAGAUUGUAAAAGACCAAGCAGAUGUGAACGUACUCGAGUGCGCUCAUAUUAUUGGUAUGACAACCACCGGCGCCGCAAAAAAUCAGCAGAAGAUUACGGCUGUAGCGCCUCCAGUCGUAAUAUGUGAAGAAGCAGGAGAGGUUCUGGAGGCACAAGUUAUGGCAUGCUUGUCACCAGCCUGUCAACAGCUCGUGCUUAUUGGUGACCACAAACAACUACGUCCGCAUAUCGCUACGUACAAUCUGAGCGUUGAAAGUGCCAUUGGAGAGCGGUUUGCACUGGAUAAGUCGCUUUUUGAGCGUUUGGUCGCUCCAUCUUCGGGCCUACCUUUUUGGAUGUUGACGGAGCAACACCGCAUGCGUCCACAGAUUUCACAGUUGAUACGGAUGCUCUUUUACCCUGAAGUUCGUGAUGCUCGUGAGACGCUGGAAUACCCACCCGUCCUUGGUGUGGAUAAGAACGUAUUCUUCGUGAACCAUAACCAUCCUGAAGACGUCGCGUCUGCAGUCCUGGGGGCUUCAGUCCGAUCCCACUCCAAUGAAUACGAAGUCGCGUACAUCGUAUCAACUCUCAGGUAUCUUCUACAGCAAGGGUAUCAUACUAGCGAUAUCGCGAUCCUUACUCCAUAUAUUGGACAGCUCAUGAAAUUGCGAUCAGCCCUUCGAGGGGAGUUUGUGCUAGAGCUGAACGAGCUCGACCAGGUCCAAAUUCAGCGCACUUUUGACGUCGGCAACGCCAUGGUUGCUGGUGAUGACGAAGAUGAUAGCAUUGAUGAGGGGACCUGGAAUGAGAAUCAUGCUAAAUUAGGAGCAACCAAGAAAGAGCUCUCAGGAGUAAUUCGCGCAGCAACGAUUGACAACUUUCAAGGCGAAGAAGCAACCAUCAUUUUGGCGAGCCUAGUACGCAGCAAUACGAAUGUUCACGGGCGUGGAGGAAUUGGAUUUUUGAAAACUCCAAAUCGGAUCAACGUGCUUCUUUCUCGAGCAAAGCACGGUUUGAUCCUCGUGGGUCAUGGCGACUUGCUACGAGCAAAAUCACCUUUAUGGCAACAAGUACUUGAUCAACUGCACAGCGAAGAAUGUUAUGGCAACGGACUGCCUCUGCAUUGCCAACGUCACCCAGAUUACCAGCGUAUUGCCACGAAUCCGAGCUCAUUUGCACUACUUGCACCCGACGGAGGUUGCUUGCGUCCGUGCGGACAGCGACUUGCGCGAUGUGGUCACGCGUGCCCCAAGCUAUGCCAUGUGGAUCAGCCGUCUCACACUACUAUCUACUGUACACAACCAUGCCCACGAUUGCAACCUGACUGUGAACAUGUAUGUCCUAGAGUUUGCGGUGAUUUUUGUGGCCGGUGCAAAGUACCUGUUGGCACGAUUGUUCUACCUUGCGGUCAUGCGUACUCCAACGCUCGAUGCUUUGAGGCCAAGAGGCCGUCAAAACUGAGGUGUAGCGUACUAGUUGAUAAGACUGUUCCGAUGUGUGGGCACGUUCAGCGCGUGAAUUGUAGCACAGUGAGUGUUAAAUGCACUCGACCGUGUGGUGUCGUGCUUCCCUGCGGCCACGCUUGCUCUCGCAAGGUGUCAUGA